AUGAUCAAGCAUGGGAUAGAGAGAAAGUUGAUCGAGCAGAAAGUAACGUUCAUGAACGGGCUGAGACCAGAAUGGAUGGUUGUGGUUUCCACAGUGAAGACGCAUGAACAAUUCAAAUCAUACUCGCUAGCAAAACUAGUUGGUAUACUAAAGUCUCAUGAAAGUGUUGUAACUAAGGAAGCGAAAGUGAUCUCUGGUGUGGGAUCAUUGGCUCUUGUUUCUAAAGGAAAAAGUACUGCAGAAGAAGAAGAAGAGUCAGACAUGUCAGAAUGCGACCUUACAAGUGAGGAGUAUGCCUUGAUGGUCACAAAUCCAAAGAAAUUUCCAAGGAGAAAAUUUCCUGUCAGCAAGAACCGAAACUGGCAGGAAAGUGAUAGUUCUGAAAAGAUGAAGGAUGAACCGAAAACGGAUGAGAAAAGAGAGGGUGAAGAUGAUGAGGCAUAUUAUAUGCGAAAGUUAGAAGAAGUAAAGAAGAAAAAGGCUUCCAACAGCUCGAUGAAUGCCUUAAUCGUACAGGAGAAUGCAAGGGAAGAUGAGUUCGGUGGCGUAGAAGUCUGGUCAACCGAAUCUGAAGACGAGGAGGAAGAUGAAGUUAUAGUAGAAUGUGAAUCAGAGGUGUCCUCUGAAGAGACAUCAAGUUCGUAUAGGCUAGGUUUGGAUAAGAUAGAAACCUUCAUCGAUUCUAAGGAACAUAAGAGUAUGUUAAAAAAUAUCUUAGAUGAAAAUGAUAGGCAAAAGAUAAAAACUGAAACUAUACAAACAUUCGAUUUGUCAAAUGCAAAAAUUGUUCAAGAUAAUAAAAUAAACUUAGAUAAUUCGUCUGAAUUUGAUGUGGAAAGCGAGAUGAGUGAAAUCUUAGUAGAUGAUGAAGUUGAUUGCUCGAAGUUUAUGAAACAUGAAACCGAGAAUGAAAAACAUCUUAUAUCAGAAAACUCUGUUGAGUUUGCUCGUCUGUCAAAAGAACAGAAACCAAAACUCAAGGAAAAGGUCGUGGUCUAUCAAAAGGUUCAGACCGUGCCAAAUCAGGUUUAUGCUAUGACUGGGGUCACUCAAAGGCAAAUGGCAGAAUUAAGAAUCAUAGUUGACGAAGAUAAUGCUGAAGGAUGCGAAGACUAUUUCUGGUCUGCUCCUAUUGACAACGCAGACGAGACUGUGGGACUAUCUGAUAAAACCACAUGGAGAGUCAAAGGUAGAUACAUACCAGAUCCCAUCAACAAACCCUCCAGUUUCGAUAUUCCAAGCUCAAUUGGAACCAAAGAUGUUCCUGAGGAACCAAUGGUGGAACCUGAUGUUCCAAUCAAGAAGGAAGAACCGAAAGUUCAAACUAAGAAGAGCACAGAAUCUAAAAUGAAAGGUAAGACAACUGCAACUCAGAAGGAGAAACCAAAGGCCAACUUCAAUAUUCACAAAUCUCAGAAGGAGCUAGCUGAACAGAAACGCUUGAGAAAUCAUAGAUAUGCCACGAAUUUGAAUGAAAGGAAAAAGCAUUGGAAUUCUCAAAACUCCAACUAUGAGCCUCUCAGGAAAGAAUCCAUGAACAAGGGAAAGGAAACGUUGAAGGAAAAUUUCAGUCCAAAUUCCUACUAUUCCAAAUCCCAGAACCGAAAGUCAUGUCUCGGUCCUGAACCCACUUUUGGUCCUCGACCUGGACUCGGUCCUUGA
Molecule: messenger RNA, 1662 nt
Organism: Lactuca sativa (garden lettuce)
Lineage: Eukaryota; Viridiplantae; Streptophyta; Magnoliopsida; Asterales; Asteraceae
Source: RefSeq, a predicted model, not a curated record